GAUAUGUGCACUGAUACACUGCCAACACAGGACGUCUUCAUCUUUGCUUUUCGUCAAGAAUUUUUCAUCAGGCCACGUUGCGAAGGACUCCCGAGGUAAAUCGUCGAUUCCGAAGGUGUCCGCGGAAAAUAAUUACUUCAGGUAGAUCUAUAUUAUAAUAGGCACUAAUUGGCACACACUGGUGUAGGUGCAAUUUGAAGCAGACGUCACUCUAUGCUCGUUUUCUAUCACUCACUAUAGGCGAAUCACGUAGUUUUGUUAAAUUCAAUAUUUGGGCUACCGUACCGCAACACGACGUUUGCAGUGCUGUACUGUACCCCCUUUCAACGCCUGUUGACUCUACUACUUGACUGCCGUCUGGUGCGAGGCGACCGAAACUGAUAUUUUGUAAACAACAUGGUCUCCAACCAAGCGUAUGAUACCUCGAGCGUUCUGGAACCGGCCCUAUUCACUGAUGUAUCUUCGGCAAAAGAAGCGUUCUUGAAGAGUUCUUGGAAAUUAUCUGGGAAUGGCAACAGGGAAACAAAGUUCGACUUUUAUUUCAAUGUUCGGUUUUGCACUUACUCGGAGAAACGUGUUGCCGGCGAGGCCGCCAUGGGUGGAAGAAAGGGCGUUCUACUGCCACUGAAGCUGAAAUACCGAGAUGUCAGUGUUAUCUUGCAGUACUACACUGCCACUGCAAAACAGGUCGACGUCAACCAAGCUCUGUGCACUGGAAAUGCACAAAAGGAAAGCAUUACAUUGCGUCCUCUGUUUACGGAUCGCUGCAUCAAUGGCGCUGUUUACGAAUUCUUGCUGCGGUGUUUUCUUCGUGCAUGUCUUACGAAAGAGAGGACGUUUCCGGUGGGAAGUGAGACCAUAGGCAUGUCAAUAAUUUUCAAGUUGAAGGGUUUUAACGACGGUCAGCAGCAGGCUGCAACUGCAUUUUGCAGCACAACGCAAUGGUUCCAAAUAAACCUUCCACGAAAUGGCUGCCUGACAUCCAAUGCCUACGUUCCUACAAAUAAUGCCCUGACCUGCCAUAAAAACAGAGUUUCUUCAACACCAAAGUACGUCGACCAUGACCGCUUCCGAAGGACAAAAGAAAAAGUUCAUGUUGCGCCUCCACCAUUUUUGCUCAUCCAGUCGAAAGACAAAUUCAUGUUCGUGUUUCAAACUUCAGAAGCUUCUGAGCUUCAUGUUGUUCCUUCGUUUCCAAAAGUAUCGGCUGUGGAGAUAUCGUUCAGCUGCCACAGAUCUUGGAAAACUUACAACAUUGCGCUCUCUGCCCCUUCUCAAAAUCUUGCAUUUUUGGAUGUCAUCAAAAGUGUUGUUGUUCGGACGUCUCUGUUCCUGUUCAUUUACAAAAAAGAAUCAUGCUAUGGGCAUUGGAAGUAUGUUGCCAUUGGAUCAACACUGGAUCAUCUGCAGAACAUCGAGAUGGAACCUGCAAGCUGCAGCUGCUACUCCAUGGGUGUACAGCGUAUACAAUUCACUAUGGAUAAUCAGCACCCUUUGACUUCUGCCACGAAAGAAGAAACAAAAAUGAGUGAACGUCUAGAAGGAGCUUCUGAUCAGGAGUUCUACUGUAGUCUGCAGCUGAACGCAAAUGACUGCUGUCGUGCAGUCAUUCUCAAUGAGACAGAAGAGGUUACAUCAGCCGCUGCUCCAAAAAUUCUCACCUCCUCAAGUGCCAAAGUGGAAAAGGAGGAUUCCCCCAAAGAAUCCGCAAGUUCUGCCUCUCAUCGUGUGAAUUCUUAUUUGAAGACCCCACGACAGUUCAGAUCUUUAUCAGAGUCAAGUGCUGAUCAGGAGCCAGUAAUAGUCCGAAGAGGCAUCCUCAAGAAUUCAGAUUGGCGACGCACCGUGUCAGAAUCAAGUGAUGAUGUCGCAUAUGGUUCUUCACUUGACUCGGAAGCAAUGUUUCCUGCUGUCUCCUUGGAGUCCAUUCAGCGUAAAAAGACUGUCAGCUUCAAUGACCACAUUAGUCAAAUGUUUUACAGGGCAAACUCUAGCAUCUUGGGACGACGUCGGAAAAACCAGAAGAAGGCUGCCAACAAGAAGCGAGCAGCUGCACGCAUUGCUUCAUGUCAUUCUGAGUCAACAGAUACAUCGGGUGCUAGCAGCGGUAGCGAAGCGAGCUUGGAAGAUCUCACAGGUGGCCCUAAUUCAAGCUUGCCAGAAGCAAAGCUGGCUGAGACCAUCAUUGCAUAAUCAGUUCUGAAUGUUCUGAAAAUUUCAGGUCAUUCUAGUGCAUUCAUAUAACUGCAUUUCCUUAAUCCAGUUCAUAUGAUGACGUCCUUUGAGGAAUAUGGCAUGAAUAAUCCAGCUUUCCUGCUUGUGGCUAGGGACCCUAGGUGUGGAAGACUUAGUGCUGAUCAUUUAUUCUGGCAGACUGCGUUACCGGUGUUGGUUUCUCCUCUGUCUGACGGUUAUGUUAACUUGCAUUAGUUUUCCUUUUCUCUAUCUCUGGCUCUGAUACUAUAUUAUUUGUGUUAGAAUUUUUUGGGAGUGUUUGUUGGCAAAAAUUUGAAGGUUAUUUGUUUUAAAGUCUCGUGAGAUGUUAAUGUAAUGGAUGUGCUUUACUUUGGAAAUCGAGAUGGAAUCUGCAGUUUACAAGGUAAAUAAUGAGUGUGCCCACACUAAAGGUGAAGAAUGCAAGAUACAUUCUAACUGUACACAAACACUGCCAAGAACGUAUAGAGGUAAAAGGGGCACUAAGCAGUAUAAAGUUCUGUUUACAUAAGCAUGUGGCACUCAUUCCACACAUUUGAUUACUUGCAACAUUAAAAAUGUGUGCAGUAAAAUUGAUGGCAAAAAUCAGCAGCACUUGAGGUUUUUUGUUGACCAUUUUUUGAAGAUAAGGAAUCCAAGGAUAUAGUAUCCUGAACGUUGAAGCCAUCGUUACCUACCACCCAACAGUGGCCUUCUGAAGAGUGCUUAACCCCCACGAUGGUUUAAAACUGUCAGUUCUCAUGUUUUUAUUUUGAUAGUUUUGUUUCUUUUGCACAAGCUCAUGUUUGACUUGGACCUGGAUGCUUGCCCUCUUCUACUGUGAUAAAUCAUAGUACAAAAUUUCAGUAUUUAGCAGUUGUUAGGGUGGCAUCAUCGAAAUAAAUAUAACAUUUAUCAGCAAAGCAAUGUGUUCCGAGCCAUCUCAAAUAAGGCAUUAUGACUACCUUUAGCACAUGGGUGGCAUUUUGUUAAAGGGAGCAAACACAUGUGAUAUCGGAAGGCACGGAAUAAGGUCAUUAAUAAAUGUUUUCUAAAAAGA
This is a messenger RNA of Ornithodoros turicata, 3253 nucleotides long. RefSeq lists its product as uncharacterized. Lineage: Eukaryota; Metazoa; Arthropoda; Arachnida; Ixodida; Argasidae. Bases 397 to 2193 code for a protein of 598 amino acids. The record is from RefSeq and is a predicted model, not a curated record. The transcript has 7 exons.